Fomitopsis serialis is the source of this 691-nucleotide messenger RNA. RefSeq lists its product as uncharacterized. The record is from RefSeq and is a predicted model, not a curated record. Gene Ontology annotation, molecular function: rRNA small subunit aminocarboxypropyltransferase activity. Gene Ontology annotation, biological process: maturation of SSU-rRNA. NCBI's taxonomy places the organism in Eukaryota, Fungi, Basidiomycota, Agaricomycetes, Polyporales, Fomitopsidaceae. Bases 133 to 522 code for a protein of 129 amino acids. The transcript has 4 exons.
AUGUGCAGGCAAACGACUCGCGAGGUUAGGCCUCAUGAAAGAGCUGAAAUCGGACAGCGAUCAGGGGUGUUGUGGUGUCGCCGCGAGGGACGCAAGUAGUCAGCCCGGCGGACCGCGAGUUCGUCCUUCAGAAUGGUAUCGCAGUCCUGGGCAAGACUGGAUGAUGUUCCGUUUGGCAAAAUUGCGAACCCAUACGAGCGACUGCUGCCCUACCUCGUUGCGGCGAACCCUGUCAACUAUGGGAAGCCUUGGCGAUUGAACUGCGUUGAAGCCAUAGCGGCUGCCUUCUAUCUGACCGGCUUCAAGGAAUAUGCAGAUCACCUUCUGAGCAAGUUUGGCUGGGGCGAGGCGUUCUGGAAGAUCAACCAGGUAUAUCUAGAACAGUACUGUCAAUGCACCGACGCCGCCGAUGUCACCGCGACACAAGAACGCAUUAUGCAGGAGCUAGAACAGAGCUAUCAGCAUUCACGAGAAGAAAGUGCAGCUGGUGAGUAUUGGCUGUGCUUCUCGGUCAGCGUCUGACAUUUCGUGCAGGAUAUGGAGGUGAUCUUCUCGUUGACUCGUUGAGAAUCCAAACCAUUAAUCGUUGUGCAUCGUCGCAUAUGCCUCUGUACAACAUAUUGAAGCAUUCUGGCGCCAGUGUCGUACCCAUACUUCCUCCUCAUCACCGUUUUGACGCGUACCCAGGCAA